Molecule: messenger RNA, 714 nt
Organism: Beauveria bassiana ARSEF 2860
Lineage: Eukaryota; Fungi; Ascomycota; Sordariomycetes; Hypocreales; Cordycipitaceae
Exons: 56
Coding region: 1-714 (237 amino acids)
Source: RefSeq, a predicted model, not a curated record
AUGUCCUACACGUUUAAACUAUUUAAAUUAGCUAAUAAAGGGAAUAUUAAAGUAGUUCUUUUACUAAGUAUAUAUUUCUUAGGACUUAAGGAUAGUUUACUACUACUAUAUAUAGCUAAUAUAGGUAAAGUUAUAAAAUUAAUAUAUUACUUUAAAUCUAGAUAUAUAUAUAACUAUUUCCUUAAUAUUAUUAUAGUCUUUACUAGACUAGAGCCUACUAAAAAGCUUAUAGAUAAAGCUAGUAACAUAAUAAGUAAAUAUCUUUUAUAUAAAGGCCUAGAUUAUUUUUAUCUUUUCUCUAUACUAGCCUAUCUUAUUUUCCUUUUAUACUUUAUUAAUAAAGUAAUAGGGUACCUAGGUAAGUUAAUUAAAGUUAGUAACUUUUUUAGUAUAAGAAAUAAUAACUUAAAAGCUAGAAUAGUAAAAGUAAUAAGCUUAAUUACGUUAGCUACCUAUAGACUUACCUACUAUAUUACUUAUUUUAGUAAUAGUAAAUUUCCUUCUUUAAAGAUUUUACUAUUAAAAGUUAUAUCUUAUACUAAUAAUAAGUACUUAUUAGUUUUAGAGAAACUUAUAGUAUACUAUCUAGUUUCUACUAAGGUUAAGUAUUAUAUAUAUAAAAAGAAAUAUCUAGUAACUAUACCUAGCGGCAGCGCUACCUACUCUAAAGGCUACGUUAAUAUUAUCUCUUUAAGCCUAGUAGUAGCUGCCUAG